Arabidopsis thaliana (thale cress) is the source of this 444-nucleotide messenger RNA. RefSeq lists its product as uncharacterized. Bases 1 to 258 code for a protein of 85 amino acids. Lineage: Eukaryota; Viridiplantae; Streptophyta; Magnoliopsida; Brassicales; Brassicaceae. The transcript has a single exon. The record is from RefSeq and is marked reviewed.
AUGAAAUGCCUCUCUGAGGUAAUUAAAGUCUCGAAAGCAGACACAUCAUUCUCAAACCUGAUAUGUGACAGCAGUGCGCGGCUUUGUUUGAUGGCACAAGCCGUUUUGUCUUCGAGAGGACAACGAGCUUUAAGCAUGGAGAAGAUAUGGUUGUUUAGCCGCCCAAUCGAGCUUUCUUCAUCUCUUCCAACAAACCGUCCCGAUGGGUCGCACGCCCGACACACAUGUUUGGCCUUGUGUGUCCAUAACUCAAAAUAGGUGACCAUCCCUUUCUUACACAUUAAAAAAGAAGAAAAAAAAAAGAACAUUCAGACAGAGAAUGAGUGGAUUCGACACCUCUAAAUGUAACUACAUAUGCAUUCAUUAGAACAAAACGAUUAUAAUUUUAUUUUGUAUAUCACUUAACAUAUAAAAAGUUCAUAAACAAAACGAUCAAAAAGUUUG